AUGUUGAAGUCCAAGGCUGAAAUCUCAGAGAACAGAUACUUCGGAAGCAUAUCUGCCUCCGUCGCACCAUUCAAGAAUUUAUUUCCUAAAUCGAAGCAAAACAUGAAUUUAAUGCGCCGUGCGAAGUCCAAAUCGAACAGUGAAAACAUUGCACCCCCGGAUCCAAACAUUCAGAUCAGCGAUCCUCCACUGUCAGGUUCAAUUUCAUUACCCAAAAAAUCACCUAGAAAACCCUUUGUAAAUCCCUACAAAGUGGAAGAUACCACCUCCGUGGUGGAAGAUAAAGCACCCAAUGCCCCAGAUACAAUUGUCAAGGUUGUGGCGAGAUUAAGGCCCAGUAAUUACUAUGGAGGUGGAUUUCAGACGGUUAGAAAAGUUUCUAACGAUUCAGUAUCUGUUGGUGACAGAAAGUUCACCUUGGAUGCGGUUUUCGACUCGAAUUCAACUCAGGAGGAAGUAUAUCAAUUAGUUGGUUCCCCUAUCGUGAAGGAUGCAUUGGCUGGCUACAAUACAUCACUCUUGGCUUAUGGACAGACUGGGAGUGGAAAGUCUUACACAAUGUGGGGUCCCCCAAGUGCCAUUGUUGAGGGUCCAUCAGCUAGUGGUCUUCAGGGUAUUGUGCCUCGCAUUUUUCAAAGUUUGUUCUAUGAGAUUCAAAAAGAGCAAGAGAAUUCUGAUGGUAAACAGAUAAAUUACCAAUGCAGAUGCUCGUUUCUUGAGAUAUAUAAUGAGAAAAUUGGAGAUCUACUGGACCCGACACAGCGAAAUCUAGAGAUAAAGGAUGAUGCCAAAUAUGGAUUUUACAUAGAGAACUUGACUGAGGAGUACAUAACCAGUUAUGAGGAUGUCAUCCAAAUUUUGAUUAAGGGGCUUACGAAUAGAAAGGUUGGUGCUACAAGCAUAAAUUCCAAGAGUUCCAGAUCACAUACUGUAUUCACGUUCACAAUUGAGUCCUGGUGCAAGGAAUCCUCAUCAAAAUGCUUUGGUAGUUCCAAGACUAGUAGAAUCAGCAUGGUAGACCUCGCUGGUUUUGAGAGAACUUUACUUGACGAUGCUAGCAGACAGCAUAUAUAUAAUGAGAAAAUUGGAGAUCUACUGGACCCAACACAGCGAAAUCUAGAGAUAAAGGAUGAUGCCAAAUAUGGAUUUUACAUAGAGAACUUGACUGAGGAGUACAUAACCAGUUAUGAGGAUGUCAUCCAAAUUUUGAUUAAGGGGCUUACGAAUAGAAAGGUUGGUGCUACAAGCAUAAAUUCCAAGAGUUCCAGAUCACAUACUGUAUUCACGUUCACAAUUGAGUCCUGGUGCAAGGAAUCCUCAUCAAAAUGCUUUGGUAGUUCCAAGACUAGUAGAAUCAGCAUGGUAGACCUCGCUGGUUUUGAGAGAACUUUACUUGACGAUGCUAGCAGACAGCAUGUGAAAGAAGGAAAGUACAUAAAAAAGUCCACAUCACAACUCGGGCACUUGGUAAACAUCCUUGCAGAGAGAAGUAAUUCUGGGGGAGCCGAAGAUGUUCCAUAUAGAAGUUCUUGCCUAACUCAUGUGUUGAGAGAAUCAUUUGGUGGCAAUGCCAAACUCUCCAUUAUGUGUGCCAUUUCUCCUGAUAACAGGAGCAGUGGUGAAACAAUAAGCACACUUAGAUUUGGACAGCUGGCAAAGCUCGUGAAGAAUGAACCUGUAAUAAAUGAAAUAACAGAAGAUGAUGUUGAUGAUCUCAGCAACCAGAUUCGCCAGCUGAAGGAAGAACUUAUAAAAGCUAAGUCCAUUUCACGCAACUCAUUCACUAGCAAUCAAAGGAACUUCAGAGGGCAAAGUGUUCGUGAAAGUGUGAAUCAGUUAAGACUGAGCCUGAAUCGUUCACUGAUCUUACCAUGCAAAGACAAUGAUUCUGAAAAAGAAAUACCCGUCAAUGAGGAUGACUUAAAAGAACUAAGAUUUCAGAUUGAUAAUUUACAUAGUUCACAUGAAGAAAAUUCUGAGAACAGAGACUGCAAUCAAUUAUACUCUGCAGAAGGUUGUGAGACAGAUCAGGCCUGUGAACAUUACUUGAGCUGUUCAGAAGAAAGCGACCUUGAAGAAAUUAGUUCAAGAGUAUCUCAAACAGAAAUUCCAGAUCUAAACAACACCAUAUCAGUGGGUGACCUCGAUAGUAUCCCGAAGAAGUCAAUGGUCAUUCAUCCUUCAUUAAGCAGUAGCUUUUCAAUCAGUGAAUGCCCUCAUCGUGCAGUCCUCCAAGAUCCUGUGUUCUCUGAGUCUCCAAAAAUAAGUACUCAAAGGAAAAGCACAGUUUUCUCAGCAAAUCAUCGGUCGAAUCAGGAUGUUGUGACCUCCAAAAAUCUGGAUGUCAGACAGUCGAAUCAACAACAUGAUCAUAUUAAAUCAUCCUCUCUAAGGUCUUCUAGAAUAUUUCCAAGCCCAACUGAAUCCUUAGCUGAUAGCCUGAACAGAGGCUUACAGAUCAUUGACCACCACCAGGGGAACUCUGCAUCAACUAGAUCAUUAGCUUCCUUCUCUUUUGAACACUUUGCACUCAAAUCCUGUCCAUCAACUGAAAAGGUCAAUGCUUCUGUUCAAACCUCACCACAUGACGAACAAUCUUCAGAUGCACCUUUUGCUUCCUUUGUCUGUAUGACAUGCCAGGGGAGAGAAAUUUCUGCCUCUAAUGAAGCUUUUAAUAGAUUAUCAACUCAAGUGACCAGGCUUGAUGUAGAGAGAGAUUUGGCUAUGGCUAUUAAGAGAGAGAAGGAGCUUGACAGUAUUUGCAAGGAGCAAGCAGCUAAAAUAGAGCAUUUAAACCUAUUGCUAGAGAAAUGCAAUUGCACGACAAAUGAGAAUCCUACCAAUAAGCACAAAAUUGAGAAAUGCAACUCACCAAUUAACGAAAAUAAGCUUCUGACAUGGGAUGGUCAUGAAAACCAUGAGCCGGAGUUUAUAAAGGAGAAGUGUGAAAUAAAAGAAGUCCAGGAAGAGUUAAAUCUCAGCAGGGAGAAAGAAUCCUUUGAUGUGGAAGAGAGGGAAGCACUUCUCAAAGAAAUUGAGAUUCUAAAGAGCAAAUUGCAGUCAUAUACUGUUACACCUACAAACAGAUCAGUUGACAGAUGCAGAUCCUCUUCGUUGUCGCAGUCAAUCCAGUUGAGAAGAAGUAGUGCAUGUGCUCGAGGUAAUAGUGAGGAAGAAUUUGAAAAGGAAAGAAUAGAAUGGAUGGAAAUAGAAAGUGAUUGGAUUUCAUUAACUGAUGAAUUGAGAAUUGAAAUCCAAUCUAACCGUCAACAAGCAGAAAGGGUGGAGAUGGAGUUGAGAUUAGAGAAGAACUGUACAGAGGAAUUGGAUGAUGCACUCAAAAGAGCUAUCAUUGGGCAUGCUAGAUUGAUCGAGCACUAUGCUGACCUGCAGGAGAAGUACAAUGACUUGGAGGGAAAGCAUCGAACAGUUAUGGAAGGGAUAGCAGAGGUGAAAAGGGCAGCUGCAAAAGCAGGAGCCAGAGGUUGUGGUUCUCGUUUCGCAAAGUCACUAGCACGGGAGCUUUCAGUUUUGAGGAUGGAAAGGGAACGGGAGAGGAAGCUACUGCAAAAGGAGAAUCAGAGUCUUAGAAUUCAGAUCAAAGACACUGCAGAAGCUGUACAUGCUGCAGGUGAACUACUUGCUAGGUUGAGGGAAGCAGAGGAAGAGACUUCAGUGGCUGAGGAGAAGAAUACUAUGAUCCAGGAAGAGAAUGAAAAUUUAAAGAAACAAAUAGAGAAGCUGAAGACAAAGCACAAGAUGGAGAUGAGCACAAUGAAACAGUAUCUUGCAGAGAGCAGAUUGCCUCAAGCAGCAUUACAGCCUCUUUAUCAUGAAGACUCCAAUUUAAUACACCAAGAUACAACCCCAAUCCCUGACGAUGAUCAAUCUUGGCGAGCCGAAUUUGGAGCAAUAUACCAUGAACAUUACUGA
Molecule: messenger RNA, 3933 nt
Organism: Fraxinus pennsylvanica
Lineage: Eukaryota; Viridiplantae; Streptophyta; Magnoliopsida; Lamiales; Oleaceae
Source: the annotation of a GenBank genome assembly